Molecule: messenger RNA, 1272 nt
Organism: Cutaneotrichosporon oleaginosum
Lineage: Eukaryota; Fungi; Basidiomycota; Tremellomycetes; Trichosporonales; Trichosporonaceae
Cellular component (GO): cytoskeleton
Molecular function (GO): actin filament binding
Source: RefSeq, a predicted model, not a curated record
CUCGCAUUCAUAAAGACGCUCAGAGGCUGCACCUACUCAGCUUGCGCUUGUAGGCGCACGCAGGCGCCUGUCAAGAGGCGUUUAGCAAGCAAGUGGAAUGUCGAGUGGGCAUCGGAUUGCAGGGUCACCUAAGCGCGGCGUCGGCGUCUAUCGCAUUCCCCACCCAAGCUUCGAUAACGGGACGAGGACUGCGCGCCGUUGAUUCUGAUUCUCUUCUCUUCUCCUUGUCGCCUCAUAACCAUGCCCACACAGACAGUCACCCACCCGACGCUCACACUACGCCCGGACGUCGCAGCGUCCACCGCUGCCGCCGCAGAAUCUCCUGCCUCGCCCGACGACAUCGCCAAGUUCGACUUCGGCCCGCCCCCGCCCACCUUCACAGACAAGCACGCCGAGCGCGCAUACCUCAAAGAACGCCUGGCGCUCGCCUACCGCGUGCUGGCGCGCGAGUGCCGCCCCGAAGGCUCAGCGGGACACGUGAGCGUGCGCGACCCCGUCGACCCGUCCUGUUUUUGGGUCAACCCCUUCUCGCUGCACUUCAGCCGGAUGACGGCGUCCGACCUGCUGCUCGUGGACCACGCGGGGCGCGUUGUCGGCGGCGGGCGCACCAACAAAACCUACAAUGCAGCAGCGUUCGUGAUCCACUCGGCAAUCCACGCCGCGCGGCCAGACGUAGUGGCGAUCGCGCACGCGCACACGCCGCACGGCAAGGCGUUCAGCACGCUCGGGCGGCCGCUGCCGUUCUACACGCAGGACAGCGCAGUGUUUUGGGAAGAUUGUGCGCUGUAUGCUGCGCACGGGGGCGUCGUGUUGAGUGCGCGGGAGAGUGGGCAGAUCGUGGCUGCGCUAGGGGACAAGAAGGCUGUGAUUCUGCAGAAUCAUGGUUUGCUCACGGCUGGGGGAAGUGUCGAGAGCGCCAUCGCGUGGUUUAUGCUGCUCGAGAAUGAGUGUCGGUGCGUGCUGUCCGCCGAGGCGGCGGCCGCCAUGACGGGCAAGAUGCCCGUGAGCAUCUCGUCAUCCGUGGCCGAGUUUACAUGGCGCGAAACGGGGAGCGAGGAGGCAGGGCGCUUUGAGGCGCUGUCUUUUUUCGACCUCGUCGAAGAGGAGUGUGGGGGCGCACACCGCAACUAGCGCACAAGGUGGACUGUCCCGGCCUUCCGGCGGAGCCGCGAGGUUGACCGAGACCCCCAUUUCCACAUCGGCAUGCUGGGUUUCCCAUGGCAGUGCUUCGGUUACGAUGCAUAAACAUCGGUCGACGGGGUUUGGUCAGUG